Messenger RNA from Aspergillus ruber CBS 135680, 725 nucleotides. RefSeq lists its product as uncharacterized. Lineage: Eukaryota; Fungi; Ascomycota; Eurotiomycetes; Eurotiales; Aspergillaceae. Bases 216 to 725 code for a protein of 169 amino acids. The record is from RefSeq and is a predicted model, not a curated record. The transcript has a single exon.
GCAUCAAUGAAGUUGUUCCCUUUCAGACUACGGGAUAGCUUCAGACUGGGAAAUCCUAUGGGCUGCUCAGGACAGCUUCUAAGCUAUAAAAGGGCCGUACCUCACUUGUGAGCAUCUUAUAUGCAUCACAGUCAUCUCGUCAAUUCCUUCCUCUCCAUCAUUGCCAAACUCGGACCCUCUAGUAUACGACAACGCCAACGAGCAGAAGCACCAAGAUGGUUGCCCAUCCUUGCAUUCUCAUCAACGAAAGAGACGCCCUCAUAGAAACAAUUCGCAAGCAGAAAUGCUUCAUCUACCACUGCUCUACCGGACUAAAAAUCUUCGUCGAGCGUUAUAACGAGGUCGUCAAACAACUCGAGCAACUCCAGCAGAAAGAUACGGCGCAAGAGCAAGAGCAACAGCGACGGACAGCCACUGCCUAUCCUACUCCCCCUGGGCAGGCACAGAGCCCUUUCCCGAGCUCCAACCACCAAGGUAUCGAUGUCGAUGAUUUCGAUGAAAAUGAUUACCUACUUCCCGAGGGUUAUGACCCUGCUUACGUCUGGAAAUUCUACAGCGAAAGCGAGGAUGGUGAUAACGACGAGUACGAGAGCGAGAGUGAGGGUGAGGAAUGCGUCAAUGAUCACUUGCCGGAGCGCAUGUGCGUUAGACGUGACUGUCACCAGUUUGGAUUCUGUCGCGAGCACGAGUUGAGUGCUGCGUGUGUCUGCAACGGAGGCCAGUAG